Molecule: messenger RNA, 5767 nt
Organism: Brassicogethes aeneus
Lineage: Eukaryota; Metazoa; Arthropoda; Insecta; Coleoptera; Nitidulidae
Source: the annotation of a GenBank genome assembly
GACAGUAUAAAUUUGAAACUCGAACGAUGAACUUCCCUUCUGUGAAAUCUCCAAUUAAAAACCCAUUCUUAUUAAAUUUUAUAUUAAAACGUCGAAAAAUUAGCAUGAAACGUUACAAAAUGUUGUUGGAUAUCAAAUAGGAUUGAUCUAAAGUCGUGUCAACCUACAGGGAAUAAAGCAAAAUGACUUCCAGCAGACUUGAUCGCCUUUUUGUGCUGCUUGAGACCGGAAGUUCUUCCGUUACAAGGUCGGCGGCGGCAAAACAGUUGGGAGAGGUGCAAAGACUCCACCCCCAUGAGUUAAACACCCUUCUCAGUAGAACAGCUACAUACUUAAGGUCGCCCAGCUGGGAUACGCGCAUAGCUGCAGCUGAAGCUGUCAAAGCUAUUGUUAGCAAUGUGCCUGAGUGGAAUCCAAAGGGAGUGCAAAAAACUGAAGAGGAUGGUCAAUGCCCCUCCUUAUCGUCCGUGGGUCGAUUACGUUUCGAUCAAUUCGAUAUGUCUAAGGUUUUAACCAACAGCACCCACCUAAUGGCCUCUGAAGGCAAGGAGUUUGACUUGGAGGAGGACUCUUCGUUGGGUGUGGAUGUAAAGGAGAAAAUGGCAAAGCAGAGGCAACUUUUAAAUGCCAGGUUGGGUCUCGAUGUAGCCGCUAAUUUGGGUUUUGAUACCUCCGGACUUUUUACUAACGAAGAUUUGGUCGGGGGAAUUCAAGAAGGGGCGGAAAAAAAUUAUGUUAGGAAACCUGUAAGUGAUGUUAUAUCAAGGCCAAGUGAGGCAUUAAGCUCACGGGAGAUGAAUAGGGCCAGAAGAAAGGCCAGAAUGGCCAUAAGCAAGCAAAGAUCCCGCGAUGUGGGCGAUGAUUGUAAUGGGGAUGAGCCUGAAAAGAAAAAAAUUAAGACUGAAGUCAAGGAGGAGUACAUAAUACAAUAUGAUUUGGAGGCUGGAGAUGCCGGCGAUUGGCCUUUAGAAUGGUUUUGCGACCAAUUAAGCCAAGAUUUGUUCAGCACUUCUUGGGAGGCUAGACAUGGUGCUGGAACCGCCAUAAGAGAGGUUUUGGCAGUACACGGAAAAGGCGCUGGAAGGGCCACAUAUUUGGAAGAAACUCAAAUGGAGGCUUACCAUCAAAUAUGGCUGGAAGAUAUGUCCAUACGACUGCUUUGCGUUCUGGCCCUGGACAGAUUUGGGGAUUUUGUGUCCGACGCGGUGGUAGCGCCGGUUCGAGAAACAUGCGCGCAAGCCCUAUGCGCAGUUCUAAAACUGAUGACGCCGCAAUCCUGCUACGGAGUCCUAAAAAUCCUCCUGCAAUUGUUGGACCACCAAGAGUGGGAGGCCCGUCACGGAGGUCUGCUAGGUUUAAAGUACCUCCUAGCUGUGCGGGAGGAUUUGAUCGACACCCUCCUCCCGGAAGCGUUCCCCUUCAUCCUGCAAGGCCUGUCGGAUAAUUUCGACGACGUUAGCGCCGUAGCUGCGUCCGCGCUGAUACCGGUAGCGGAAAAAUUAACCGUACUAGUCCCUCAUAGCGUCCCGCAAGUCAUAAACAAGCUGUGGGAUCUUUUAAGCGAGCAAGACGAGCUAGCCGCGGCCUGCAACAGCUUCAUGGGGCUGCUGGCUUCGAUAUUAAGUUUGCCCGAAGUUCAAAAAAUCAUCCCGCCGCAGCCGCUGCAAGAAGUGGUGCCGAGGUUGUGGCCGUUCCUCAGCCACGGCACCUCGUCCGUGCGCAAAGCCACGCUGCAAACGCUGAGCACGCUGACGGAGAAACCGGCGGACAGCGGCGACAUCAUGUGGGGCGCGCUGUUGCUGCAGGACGCUCUGAGGCACGUGUACCAGCGGGUGCUGGUGGAGCCCAACGGCGACGUCAGGAACUACGCGGAGAAGGUGUGGCGACAGCUGGUCAACAACUCGAAUUUAGUCGAGCUGCUGCACGCCGCGUGUCCCUUCAUAACGAUUUGGCUGUUGCUGGGCAUGCAGUCCAACAGGUCGCCCUUCGACCCGAACUUUUUGAUUUACGCCAGAUCGCAGAGGAAGAAGAACAGUUCGGACGGGUUGCAGAGCUUUGAUCACACUGUGGUGCCCCCAAAACUUUAUAUUGGAGGUAGCGAGACUACGCCACUGACCGUAAGAGAAAGCAACGCGGUUCAGGUCCGGUGCAUGACUUCGCGCAUGCUGGGCCUCCUGUCCUGCCAAAUAAUAAAACCCGCGCCCGGCAUCGAUUACAGCCCGGGCAUCGAAAAGCCCAUAGAAUGCUACGAAAAAGUCCUGUUGGUCCACCUGAAUUCGAAAUCGGCGCUGCAACGGACGAUGACCGGGCUCGUGAUCGCCGAAUGGGCUCGCCAGGACCCCGAACCGAAAGAAUGCCCGAUCAAUUUGAAGAACCGUUUGAAUCAAUGCCUGAACGAGUGCGUCUAUUUCGACGAAAUAGCCGUCAGCUUCACCAGAUUGGCGCAGGAAACGAGGGAUUUCGUCGCCACCAUGAAGCACUACAAGGUCCCCAUAACGAUCGAGAACGAUAGCGUGCUGACUCUUCAGAACAUACAGGAAUUGACGGGUACGAACACGCAGAACACUCUAGUCAAAUUCAAACUGAAAGCCAAAGUACUAGACAGCCUGGAGGAUAGAAGAAAAAGCAUACAGAACAGCGUUUCGCAAACCAGUAGCGAUCAGUUGCGAUUGAGUAUUUGCACCCUGGCGGCGCUAUCAGGGGCCGUUGUCAUGUUCAAAUGUCUCCCCGAGAAACUCACCCCCAUGGUAAAACCCCUAAUGGACUCCGUACGCAGGGAAACGGACGAGAAUCUGCAAAAAUUAACCGCCAAACAUCUGGCGUUUCUACUCGAUCAGUGCAGGGGUAGAAAUCCCUGCCCCAACGACAAAAUCAUCGGGAACCUUUGCACCUUUUUAAGAUGCGAUCCGGAAUUUACCCCUGUGGUCCACAAAACGGCGCAGGGUAACAACAGUCAAGCAACGUCAAAACCGAAAACAAGCAAUUACGUAGGGGUGGUAACCCUCAUCAACCAGCAGCGUAUCGCGGAGAAAGCCGCUUUCAAGCGAUCGAAUAGCACCGGUAGGGGGCCGGGUAGACCACCUGCUACCGAUAUACCGUUGGAGGAGUUGUUCCGCGAAGAAGACGAGGCCCAAAAAUUGAACCGAAUCCAGCGGAGGGGCUGCACGUUGGCUCUAACGGAAAUAACCGAGUAUUUCGGCGCCGAUUUGCCCCGAAACAUUCCCAAACUGUGGGAGAUCAUGGUCGGACAACUGGUUGAAGGUGUAAAGCUGGGAAAUUUCGAUCCCAGAGAGCUGCACGAUAAGGAUGCCGAUGCCGAAGCGUUGGUUUGGUCCUUGCAGGUGCUCGAAGUCGUCAGCACUAGUUUGCACGAAAGUCUCUUGCCCGAUAUUAUGGAGAAAAUGUUGAUUAGGCUUUGCAUGCUGUUGUCUCAUCCUUACAGCGCCGUCAGGCAUCUUACGGCGAGAUGUUUGGCAAGUUUUUCUAAAUUGGAUUCUGUGAAGGUUAUGGAAUUCGUCGUCACUCAAGUACUGCCUAAAUUGGGAGCCACAGACUCGGAAAUCGAUCGUCAAGGGGCUGUAGAAGCAAUCGCGUGCAUAGUAGACGCCCUGCAGUUCGACAUAAUCCCCUUCGUCGUACUUCUAGUCGUACCGUUGCUGGGCAGGAUGUCGGACCAAAACAAAUCCGUCAGGCUGAUGAGCACGCACAGCUUCGCCACGCUGGUGCAGCUGAUGCCGCUGGACGGCGGCGUGCCCGAACCUCCGGCCCUGCAGGGCAGCGCGCUGAACGCGCGUCGCGACAAGGAGCGCGAGUUCCUGCAGCAGCUGCUGUCGCCCGCCGCCAUCCCCGACUACGGCGUUCCGGUGCCGAUAGCGGCCGAGCUGCGCACCUACCAGCAGGCGGGCGUCAACUGGCUGGCGUUCUUGAACAGGUACAAGCUGCACGGCAUCCUGUGCGACGACAUGGGCUUGGGAAAAACGCUGCAGAGCAUUUGCAUACUGGCUGGCGAUCAGUAUUACAGGGAUCAGAGGUUUAGGGAGACCAGAGCGCCGGAUUGCGCGCCGUUGCCGUCUUUGGUCGUGUGUCCGCCAACUUUGACAGGGCACUGGGUUUACGAAGUGGAAAAAUUCUUAUCCCAGAAAUACCUGAAACCGCUGCAGUACAACGGUUCGCCAACAGAGCGCGAACGUCUCCGCCUAAAAUUCAAAAAGUACAACCUCAUCGUGGCCUCGUACGAUAUCGUGCGCAAAGACGUGGCCUUCUUCGGCAAAAUAAAAUGGAACUACGUCAUACUAGACGAAGGCCACAUCAUAAAGAACGGCAAAACGCGUACGAGCAUCGCCAUAAAAGACUUGGUGGCCAAUCACAGGCUGAUACUUUCCGGCACCCCCAUACAAAACAACGUGCUGGAAUUGUGGAGCCUGUUCGACUUUCUGAUGCCCGGAUUUUUGGGGACGGAAAAACAAUUCACUGCCAGGUACUCGCGGCCCAUCUUGGCCAGCCGCGACCCGAAAUGUUCGCCGAAAGAACAAGAGGCUGGGGCACUCGCCAUGGAGGCCUUGCACAGGCAAGUGUUGCCUUUCUUGCUCAGAAGGAUGAAGGAGGAUGUCCUGGACGAUUUACCGCCGAAAAUCACGCAGGAUUACUACUGCGAAUUGAGUCCUUUGCAGGAGCAAUUGUACGACGACUUUUCCAAAUCACAAGCUCAUCAAACUUUACAGGAGAGCUUCACGUCCGAUAAAACAGCAAGCUCAAUGCAAGGAAACACGCACGUGUUCCAAGCUCUCAGAUACCUGCAAAACGUGUGCAACCAUCCGAAGUUGGUUCUGAACGCGUCGCAUCCUCAGUACAACAGCAUAACGGCUCAGCUGCGGCAAGAAGAGAGCCGCCUGGACGACAUAAACCAUUCCGCGAAGCUGCCCGCGCUCAAGCAACUGCUGCAAGAUUGCGGCAUAGGAUUGAGUUCGGAGGAUAAGUCGGCCGAAUUCGUCAUCAACGAGCACAGGGCUUUGGUUUUCUGUCAGCUCAAGGCCAUGCUCGACAUUAUUGAGAACGAUCUUUUCAAAAAACACAUGCCAUCUGUUACUUAUCUGAGAUUGGACGGAUCUGUUCCACCAGGGCAGAGACAAACACUAGUAACAAGAUUCAAUAACGAUCCAUCCAUAGACGUGCUACUAUUAACCACCCAAGUGGGCGGUUUGGGGUUAAAUUUAACUGGUGCAGAUACCGUGAUAUUCGUCGAGCAUGACUGGAACCCCAUGAAGGAUCUGCAAGCCAUGGAUCGCGCUCACCGUAUCGGUCAACGCAAAGUCGUCAACGUUUACAGAUUGAUCACCCGAGCAACUUUGGAGGAAAAAAUAAUGGGCUUGCAAAAGUUCAAAGUGCAGACCGCGAACACGGUAAUAAGCGGCGAGAACAGCCACUUGGAGACGAUGGGAACGGAACAACUGUUGGAUUUGUUCUCGCACAAGCCGAACGCGAACGGCGAAGGAGGAAACAGUCAGGGAACCGGAAGCGUGAAGGCCAUCUUGGAUUCCUUGCCGGAACUGUGGGACCAAAAACAGUACGAUAGCGAGUACGACCUCAGCAACUUCAUGUCCAAGUUGAAGUAGAGGAAGUAAUUGUACAAAAAAUGGUUAACAACAAGCAAUAACGUCCGUCUAAAUUAAACUAGGAUUUUACCAAAGACUAUUUAUUUUGUAGCUUAGAGUCCCACCAUCAUUAUUCCAUUACCAUCAUUAUUUAAUUAAUUUAUAUCAUUAAAUUC